Molecule: messenger RNA, 1350 nt
Organism: Lachancea meyersii CBS 8951
Lineage: Eukaryota; Fungi; Ascomycota; Saccharomycetes; Saccharomycetales; Saccharomycetaceae
Source: the annotation of a GenBank genome assembly
AUGUCGCAAGAUCCAGAACAGGCCCAGAAGCUAGAAGCGCUUCUAAAGAUGCUUGCAUUGUCGAAAGGUGACACUUCAAAGUUGACUCAACCUCAGCGUAAGCAAUUCGAGGAGUACAAGUUUUGGAAGACGCAACCGGUGUCUCGUUUUGAUGAACAGGUGAAUGAUGAAGGUCCUAUCAAUAAUUCGCAAAGACCGCAGGACAUUCCUGACAAGCCCUUGCCAUUGCUGGGCGAAUUCGAAUGGUGCACUGUAGAUCUUACAGACUCGCAGCAAUUGGACGAUGUUUUCAUUCUAUUAAACGAAAAUUAUGUCGAGGAUCAAGACGCUACCUUCCGUUUUAACUAUUCGCGAGACUUUUUCAAUUGGUCUUUGAAAGGCCCAGGCUGGAGGAAAGAUUGGCAUGUAGGCGUUCGCACUAAGGAGUCUGGUCGGCUAGUAGCGUUUAUCAGUGCUGUGCCAGCCACGCUUCGAGUCAGAAACAAGCUGGUGAAAAGUGUCGAGAUCAACUUCUUGUGCAUACACAAGAAAUUGAGAGCCAAGAGACUCACACCGGUUCUUAUCAAAGAAGUCACUAGACGCGUCAACAAGCAAGACAUUUGGCAAGCACUCUACACCGCCGGUGUCGUUUUGCCAUCUCCUGCCGCCACAUGUCGUUACGCUCAUCGUCCUCUGAAUUGGUCAAAGCUUUACGAGGUGGGCUUCACCGGCCUGCCAACAAAUGCCUCCAAGACCCAGAUGAUAGCCAAGUACACGUUGCCGAAAGAAACUGAUACCCCAGGAUUGAGGCUAAUGGAGGACAAGGACGUAGACGAGGUUUUCGAUCUUCUUGAAAAGUACCAAUCGAGAUUUGACCUCGUCCAGGUGUUCACGAAGGAGGAGUUCAAACAUGUUUUCUUGAGCUCAAAAAAUGUGGUCUAUGCUUACGUUGUUGAAGACAAAGGCAAAAUUACGGAUUUUGUAUCCUUCUACUCUUUGCCAUUCACUGUGUUGAACAACCCACAUUACAAGGAGCUUGGAAUAGGUUACCUCUUCUACUACGCUUCCGACGCAGACUUUGACUAUGCAGACAGAUACCACCCAGAGGGUUCGCUGAAGCUGCGCAAAAGGCUCAACCGCUUGAUUACCGACGUAUGCAUUAAGGCUCGAGACCUCAAAAUGGACGUCUUCAACGCAAUGAGUUGCCAGGAUAACCCAUUGUUCUUGGACGACUUGAAAUUUGGACCUGGUGACGGAUUUUUGAAUUUCUAUCUUUUCAACUACAAAGUUCGCCCCAUUGCUGGUGGAUUGAAAAAGGAUAACACUUUUGAUUCUGAAAAGCGUAGUAACGUUGGUGUGGUAAUGCUAUGA